This is a messenger RNA of Cooperia oncophora, 225 nucleotides long. The record is from the annotation of a GenBank genome assembly. Lineage: Eukaryota; Metazoa; Nematoda; Chromadorea; Rhabditida; Trichostrongylidae.
AUGGGCGUUGAAAGGCUCGAAAAUGCGAAUCCCCAAAUCUUCUCAGUGAAACCUCGUGAACGUACCAACACGGCCAGUGAGAUGGACGAGUCCGUUGAAGAUCCUAUUGAUGCUCUGGAAAUAUUCGAUCUAAUCCGUGACAUUAAUGAUCCUGAGCAUCCAUACACGCUUGAGCAGCUCAAUGUUGUUCAGGAAGGAGCUCAUCAGAGUACAGAAGGAUGCUAA